This is a messenger RNA of Penicillium daleae, 2706 nucleotides long. RefSeq names its product FAD-binding oxidoreductase. NCBI's taxonomy places the organism in Eukaryota, Fungi, Ascomycota, Eurotiomycetes, Eurotiales, Aspergillaceae. Gene Ontology annotation, molecular function: FAD binding; zinc ion binding; DNA-binding transcription activator activity, RNA polymerase II-specific. Gene Ontology annotation, biological process: regulation of transcription by RNA polymerase II. The transcript is spliced from 5 exons. The record is from RefSeq and is a predicted model, not a curated record. The coding region runs from base 1 to 2706 and encodes 901 amino acids.
AUGAUGAAAGGUUUCAUCUCAUUAUCCAUUUCGGCGUUGGUCCUCUCAGGGAGCGGUAUCGCGACUACUUUGGUUGGGUCUACCGUCACUACUCCUCUCAGUUCUUUCGAACUCACCAAGGGAGCUGCAUGUGCUUGCAGCAAGCUCUCUCGGGCCUUUUCCGGAAUUAUCAAUCCUAAGAGUGCAAACUAUACGGCCCAGGCUGCGGAUGCCUAUUGGGAUGUUCGAGCCGAUCUUUCGCCUGCCUGCAUCUUUUUGCCGAGUAUGGCGGAUGAAAUCUCCAAGGCCCUUCAGAUUUUCCAGACUUGCGACGCGCAGUUUGCUGUUCGUGGUGGUGGUCAUAUGAAUUAUCCAGGAUCGAACAAUAUUGAUGGUGGUGUUCUGCUAGCCCUUGAGAAAUUCAACAAGGUCAAGGUCAAUGCCGAAUCCAUUGAAGUCGGACCUGGUCUUACUUGGUACAACGUCUACGAAGCCCUCGAGCCAUAUGGGCGCGCAGCAAUUGGUGGACGCUUGAAAACAAUUGGUGUUCCCGGUCUUAGUCUCAUUGGCGGAUUCCACUACUUCAACAACAAGUACGGUUACGCGAUGGACAAUGUCCUCAGUUAUGAUGUUGUUCUUGGAAAUGGCACUCGGGUCGUCGCAAACAAAACCUCUCACCCGGACCUGUUCUGGACCCUGAAGGGAGGCGCCAACAAUUACGGCAUUGUGACAAAAUUUACUUUGAAGACCUACGCUAUUCCCAAAGUCAGCGCAACAAUUCAGGUAUUUAAUGAGAGCGGCAUUCCUGGGUUCCUGACUGCGGUCUGCAACAUCGCUAGGCUUGACGAGAAAGAUCCUAUUGCUGCAGGAAUGGUUGCAACCGUGCAAUAUAAUGCCACAACUAAAGUCGCGUCAGCUUCGCUGCUUGGUGUCCAAGAAGGCGUUAGCCAGCCUCCAUCUCAAUUUGCAAACUUCUCUGCCAUUCCUGCUAUGACUCGGAUCAACAAUGUUACGACAAUGAGACAAUGGGCAUCGAGUCUCGAUACGCCUAAGCAGAUGUUCCGAGUCAUGUUCUCUCAUAAGACGAUGAAGCCGGAUCAAGACGUCCUCAUUUCGAUUUACAAGGCGUGGAAAGAUGCCGUUGACCAAAUUGCGGACGUUGAGGGUCUUUACCCAACCUUCGUAACGAACGUGGCUCCUGCAGGCGCAGCGCGAGUUGGCCUUACCAACGGAGUUGGCAAUGUUUGGGGACUGGAAGCACAGCCUUAUAUUUUAUGGCAGUUCAGCACAGGCUGGGCCUUGGCGCAAGACGAUCUUCGAAUCGAAGCUUGGUCACGCCAACUGAUUGAACGUCUGAAUGCAAUCAAUAUUGAGAAAGGGAUCGCUUCGGACUUUAUUUAUAUGGGCGAUGCUGGAGAGUGGCAAGAUCCAUUUGCAGGAUUCUCGGCAAAGAAUGUCGAACGUAUGAGGGAGAUCAAGGCCUCUGGGCAACAUACCGAAGACAAGAGAAAUGGUCUAAUCCAACAUGGGACCCCGGCGAACACACACCAAGUCCCGAACUGGGUGUCAGUCGUGCAAGUCGCGGAAAGUAAAGGUUGGCACCCCCUUCCCUCCUUCACCUCACAUCCAGCUAACGCAGCAAUUGGAACGAAUGAAAAGUGCGAUGAGGCCAAGCCAAAAUGCCAGAACUGCGUCCGCCAUGGGGUCGAAUGUAAUUUCAAUACUCCUCCAACCACAGCCAGCACCCCGACUGCAGGCCUUCAUACUGGAUUGAGCCCCUUCGUUAGCGAGGCCACUAGACUGAGUUCUGGUGCCGCAGCCCCUUCCAUGGGCAUGGCGGAAAUGGCCUUGCUGCAUCACUAUAGCACCUCAACCUGCUUUACGAUCUCACGCCACCCUGUCUUACAGACUGUAUGGCAGACCACCGUUCCUUCAUUUGGAUUUUCUUACCAAUUUGUUUUCCGCGGAAUUCUGGCCCUGGCCGCGUUACAUCUGGCACACCUGAAGCCGGAUCUUCAGGACCAGUACGUCGAUGCGGCUGAAUAUCAUCACAAUCUAGCCCUACAGAUGGUAUCAGCUACUAUCCCUCAAAUUAAUGAAGAGAAUGGACCCGCGGUCUAUCUGUUCUCCACAAUCACUUGCAUCAUCGGCUGUGCGCUGCCGCGGAAACGCGAUGAUUUGUGGGUCAGUAACGAUAGAAUCUUACAGUGGUUGUCUUUAUUUCGGGGUACGGUCUCUAUCAUUACUUCUGUACACGAAUCGCUCAAAUCCGGUCCUCUUGCGCCCAUGUUCACCUUGGGACGGCGGAGAAGCCUUGCCUGGGAAGCCAGGUCGACCGCCAGUCAGACCUUCCUCAUCAACUUGCGGCGACUCAUCGAGGAGGCAGUUGAGGAUCCGAUCGAUCUGAAAUGCUAUACAGAUGCUAUCGAUGAUCUAGGCAAAUCAUUCGCGACGAUUUUUGAGGUCGGAUCCCAGAACUGUGAGACAGCCGACAUUUUCAUCUGGCUUCUCCGGAUUACGGAUCAGUUUUUGAAUCAAUUGCAGCAGAGAACGCCGGAAGCUUUGGUGAUCUUUGGCUACUAUUGUGUUAUUCUCAAAGAGCUUGAGUGGGCUUGGUGGAUGCAAGGCUUCAGUAUCCAUAUGAUUCGUGCGAUAUAUUACCACUUGGAUGAGGAGCAUCGCUGCUGGCUGCAGUGGCCCAUGCAACAGCUCGGCUGGGUGCCUUGA